GUCAAACGUGCAAAAGCAACGAAACGUCAAACUGCUGUGCCCACGAAGAGCAAAAGGUAGCAACAAACAACCAGUCAUUCGAAAAUUUAGGCUGGAAAAUCGCUUUUUCUGGCCUUUUGUCUAGGCAGAUUCGUUGCACGAUUGGUGAAAUUAACAGUAAAAGUGGCAUUUUCGAGCGACUCGGAAGAAAAACAGCGCAGACAAAAUGGCGAUGUCCAAAACGACCAACACGUACAAUCGUCAAAACUGGGAAGACUCGGAGUUUCCAAUUCUAUGCCAGACAUGCCUAGGCGAUAAUCCGUACGUACGAAUGAUUAAAGAACGCUACGGAAAGGAAUGCAAAAUUUGUACCCGACCGUUUACAAUCUUCCGCUGGUGUCCCGGGGCACGGAUGCGCUUCAAGAAAACUGAAAUUUGUCAAACAUGCAGUAAGCUGAAAAACGUUUGUCAAACUUGUCUGCUAGAUCUGGAGUACGGUCUACCCACGCAGGUUCGUGACGCUGCCCUGAAGAUACAGGAUCGCAUUCCGGAGAGUGACGUGAAUAAGGAGUAUUACAUUCAAACGAUCGAAGGUCAAUUGAAGGCUGGAGGAGAUGAAACCGUGGCGGCUGGAACGGUUGGAAAGUCGCUUGCAGCCAGUGACAUGUUGGCUAAGCUAGCUCGAACGGCUCCGUAUUAUAAACGAAAUUUGCCCCACAUAUGUUCGUUCUGGGUCAAAGGAGAAUGUAAACGAGGUGAAGAGUGCCCUUACCGGCAUGACAAACCUGUUGAACCGGACGAUCCACUGUCGGAGCAGAAUAUUCGAGACCGUUACUACGGUCGCAAUGAUCCGGUGGCAGAUAAGUUGAUGAAACGAGCUGCUUCUAUUCCAAAGCUGGAACCACCAGAGGAUAAAACUAUUACCACCUUAUAUGUGGGUAAUCUGGGUGAACAUCUGACUGAAGUAGACAUUCGAGAUAAUUUCUACCACUACGGAGAGAUUCGGUCCGUUUCGCUCGUACCCAGACAGCAGUGCGCUUUCGUGCAGUAUACCAAACGUGGAGCCGCGGAACUUGCAGCAGAGAAAACUUUCAACAAGCUGAUUCUCGGUGGUAAAAAACUCACCAUCAAGUGGGCUCAUUCACAGGCCAAAUCGACUGCCUACGCGCAAAGUUCCGUUCCACGGGGUAAUCGCAUCUUCGAUCCCGUACCGGGACUUCCCGGCCACCUACCGAUGCCACCGAACCCGAACGACUAUUUCAAUCUGCAAGCAUCGGAAAUGGCCGUACUGCCACCCGGUAUGAAGAUUCACCAGCUGCCACCGGGUUUGAUUCCGGGUGCACCGACCGCAGGCUACUCUCAGAUGUACUCGCAGCAACCGUCGGGAUCGGGAACCGGCGGAACAGCCGGGCACGUUAUGAUCCCACCCGGUAUGCCUAAUCCGGGAAUGCAAUCGAUGCACUAUCCCAGCCAGGAUCCGGCUCGGUUAGGGGCGCUGAAGAAGUAAUCCCAACGUAGGGGAUGCUUGCGGGCAUUUAUUUGGUAUGCUUCUAGGAUAAUUGACGAAUAAAGGAAUGAUGCAUUACCAACAUGGGUACUUGA
Molecule: messenger RNA, 1581 nt
Organism: Topomyia yanbarensis
Lineage: Eukaryota; Metazoa; Arthropoda; Insecta; Diptera; Culicidae
Product: pre-mRNA-splicing factor RBM22
Exons: 3
Coding region: 206-1486 (426 amino acids)
Cellular component (GO): Prp19 complex; U2-type catalytic step 1 spliceosome; U2-type catalytic step 2 spliceosome
Molecular function (GO): metal ion binding; U6 snRNA binding; pre-mRNA binding
Source: RefSeq, a predicted model, not a curated record